Acanthoscelides obtectus is the source of this 2830-nucleotide messenger RNA. The record is from the annotation of a GenBank genome assembly. NCBI's taxonomy places the organism in Eukaryota, Metazoa, Arthropoda, Insecta, Coleoptera, Chrysomelidae.
AUGGAAACUAAUAGUGAGGGAUCCGAUACUUUUGAUGAUUAUGACUCUGACAAAGAUGCAGAAUAUAAACCACAUAAAAAGGAAUCCAGAAAACAUAUUAGAAAAGUUGGAAACACAUCUGACAAAGAGAACAAGAGCACAUUUGGAGAAGAACAGAAUAAACAUACCAUGAAAAGCUCUAUGAAACAACCCGUGGAACAUUCUCUAGGACUUCUCGCAGAACAUCCCGUGGAACACACUAUGGUAUGUUUCCUGGAACACUGCCUAGAACAUCCCGACGAAUAUCCCAAGGAAGCAUCCGUGGAGCCUUCCGUAGAGCGCCCCAUGGGUCGCCAUGUCGAAAGCCCUGUAGAACACCCCAUUGAGUCUGAGGAUUUAGUAGAGCACCAAACCGAAAAGAAGCUUUCACGUAAAAGAACUAGGGACCCAAAAUCCUGGGCACACAAUAUUCGAAAGGAAAAAUAUGAUAGAGGAAUGGAGUACGUGUCAUCAAGAAAAAAACUUCGUCCAGCUAGAAAAAUUGUAACAAAAAAAGAUUGUUUAAAUAGAUGCCACUUUAAAUGUGCUACAAAACCAACUGAAGAUGAUAGGAAAGAUAUUUUUUCAAACUAUUAUAACUUAGACGCAAACGAGAAGAGAAUGUUUAUCCUAAAUACGACUAUAAAGUGUAAGGUUGAAAGAAGGAGAAAGGGAAAAAACUCUGAUAACUCACGAAAAAUGAAUAGUUAUGGAUAUUUUUUCAUAUUAAAUAACAACAGACUACAGGUCUGUAAAGACUUUUAUUGUGGAACAAAGGCUAUAAGCCAAAAACCUAUAUAUACCGUCCAUAACCAUGCAACGAAUUCCCACACACUCAAAAAAAGCACACAGGGAAAGCAUAAGAAGUAUAUUCCAGAAGAGACUACAAGUUUAGUGAAAGAGCAUAUCAAAAUGUUUCCUGUCGUAGGGAGCCAUUAUUGUCGCGCAGAAACAAAAAGGCAAUACCUAGAAGGUGAACUGUCAAUUAAGAAAAUGUAUGAGCUCUAUGAAGAAUUUGUAGCAGAAAAGGGUUUAAGCCCUGUAAAAUUUCACAAAUACCGUGAAAUUUUCUGUACAGAGUUCAAUUACUCUUUUAUUAAGCCAGUAAAAGAUUUAUGUGAUCUUUGUGCCGAGGUAGAUUUAAAGAAAAAAGAAAAUAACCUUACUGAUGAAAAGAGAUAUGAAUUUGAGAGACAUAUUAAAGAAAAGAACCUUAUGAGAGAAGAGAAGAAAGCAGACAAAGAAAGUGGCAUACCAAUUCUGAAUUUUGACCUAGAAAAUGUUCUAACUUGCCCAAAGGGAGGAGUAAAGAAUUUUUUUUACAAGGCUAAGCUUAAUGUUUACAACAUGACCGCACAUCUUUCAAUUGACCGAAAAGUUUAUUGUGCAGUUUGGUCAGAAGCUGUUCAUAGUCGUGCUGGUAAUGACAUCGCAAGCGCUGUCUACAAAAUUCUAAGAAGGGUUACAGAAGAUUGUCCUCUAUUGGAUGAGCUGAUUUUGUGGAGCGAUAGCUGCGUCCCACAAAAUCGGAACAGCUUAAUGAGUUAUGCUAUUGCCCAUCUUUUACAAGUCAGUUCGAGCUUAAAGAAAAUAACAAUGAAAUUUUCCGUACCAGGGCACUCAUGCAUCCAGGAAGUCGAUUCCGUGCAUAGCGCAAUUGAGCGCACUCUGCGUAAAUCUGAAUACUCGUCUCCCAUUUCUUUGAUUCGGAUCCUUUUAAAGGAUGAGGACCUAAAAGCGAAAAACACAAAGGGACACUACAUCUCGAGAUUUUAUGUAGAGGACUGUUGUUGCGGUCAUUGUGGACAUGCGUAAACUAAAAACUGUUGCGCGUGUGGCAGAAACAUUUUACACAACGCUACAACGCUAUGUCAAAAAAUUAAGCACAGAGUUUCAAGUGUUUAUGGAUCAUCUUAUCAAUACACUGUUACAGUGUUGUUACUCGUGGAUAAUAAUUUACCUCACAUUGAAAUUGAUGUGACUGAGCUAAGAGAAACUCAGUCAGCUUACUAUCGUUCGCUCUGGCGAUUAUGCUUACUAAUGUAUGUAACGCAUUUAAAAAAGGCUGGUGUUUGGCCCUUCGACUCGAAUAUUUUUACAGACAACGAUUUUGCACCGUCUUCUGCCACCAUCAAUCAAAAUUAUAAAAUCAACCCCUGAUUGGAGAAAGCGCCUCUGAAGAUACCGAUGAGUGAAUCUUUAUGGACAGCGCUGUUGAGAUUAGUCUAUCAACAAUUCAGCAAGAUCCUAAGCGAAAUGACGGUACAAGUGAACCAGGACCUUCAGGUAUUCAGCAUGCUUACUGUUGAAAUGACUCUUUACCAUCAGCUGAUCAGGAGGUAGUUUAUGCAAAUUGUGAAAAGUAUUCUAAGCCAUCGGUCAAAGUUAAGAGUCAGGCCAGAUCAGUACGGAGCUUAGGAGGAAGAGAGAAGAUGAGGACGCUGUGCAUUUCUCACAGGAAUUAAUAAUACCAUCGCCCUAAGCACCUCAUCGAUUAAUUGGAGGUCAUAAAGGACGUGGAACAAAGUCAGCUGUUUCUUACAGAUACUCUCUAGAAAAAUGCUUUAUCAGAAGAACAGGCUAACAAGCAAAAAGAAGAAAGGCCACGAAUAAUAUUAAAGAUAAGUAGAAGGGAAAAGGUGAUAAACAAAUGAAAAAUCUCCAAUGAAGAGAAUAAUGAACUGAAUCAUAUGUUGUGAUGCAUGCUCUAACUCUGCUCCUGGGCAGGAUAGACAAGAUACUUUAAAUUUAAAAUAUCCAGAAGAAUAAGUCUUGUUUGAUUUUUUCAUUCUAUUUAGUAUUAUAAAGCAAC